AUGGAGCCCUACCUCGGCGCCUGCUCCAAGGCUCCUAGCGUCACCGCCACCAAGACAGCCACCAGCAGCCUGGAAGCGGGCAGCCAGAAGUGCGGAGAUGGUGCCCACAAAACCCACUUUCCUGGGGUCGGAGCGUCUCAAUUACUGGAUCUGCCUCUUGGGGUCAAGCUGCCUAUGAUCCCAGGAAGCAAUACUUUAUACUAUACUACGAAGUUAAGUGAAAAGCUUUUUCAACCUUAUAAUUUUAACCUGACUGAUCCUUAUUGCCGACUUAUGGAAAACCAAUAUAAAAGUCUCCAUGAUCCACAUUUAAGAGCAUACUAUAAGUGCAAAGAUAUCCUGAUGAGAGUAAAGAAAGGUGGCUACAUCACCAGCAAUAACAAAAUUGUAUGUAACUUGCGGGAAUUGAAUAAGUACAGACAAUAUCUUACCAGUUUAAAUUUAGACUUUGAAAGAAACUAUAUAAAAGAACAAAAAAUGCUUGCAAAACAAGUAAAUAAACUACAAGAAGACAGUCAAAUACCUGGACAUUCUGAUGUCACACAGUUCCAAAACUGGUUAUUACAGGAGGACACCCAAUCUGUUAAGGACCAGGAACGAUUAAUAAGGCACAGAUAUUUGGAAAUGAUAAGUAGGGAAUUAGAACAACGUGAGCGCACAGCCGAGGAGCAGUACCUAUUGCGGAUGGAUAGAGAAGAAAGACGACAGCGGGAAGAUACAAGAAGAAAACUUUGUCUUCGUAGAAAAAUUGAAGAGGAAUGGAAGACAAAAGAGAUGUUACUUCUGACAAAGAUUGGAGAAGACGUUAAAAGAGAAGCUAGGAUAGAGGAACAACGGCGUAGAAGCAGAGAAGAGAGUGACAGGAAGAAACAAGCCUUUCUAGAGAAAAAAAUGGCGUAUCAUUUACAAAAAAUGCAAGACAAUGGCUUUAAAAGAGAAGAGAUGGGAAAAAAUACAUUUGAUUAUAGAGGACAAAAUGGAACACAUUAUGAAUCUGCUUCUCCAAAGAAGAAAAAGAAGGUGCAUGAUGAUAUAAAGACAAUUUAUCCUUUUAGUGACCAGAAAACAAGCAAAGGAGGACAUGAACCUAAAGCAAAUGCUACUCAUCAAUUUCUAAGUAGUUCAAAGAAUGGCAAAAACUCAGCAGCUCCAGUUGUUUUUCAGUCAGAUGCACAACAUAAUAGUACUGAAGAAAAGAAAUAUGGAGUGAUAAAUAAAAAACCGAGUACUGACGAAAGAGGAGCUAUGUACAUCUCAGCUAAAGAUUCAAUUAUACCAGCUCAAACUUCACCCACAAGAAAUAUUCCCAGAUCUUCACCGUCACAUUUUGGUCCUACAAAGCAUGAGAAGGAGCUAAAGGCUGUUCGUAGUGAAAGACAAAACAAAAGAUCAAACCACAUCUGUGAAUCAGGACUUCAGGCUCCUGCCACAGCCCAGGGAAUUUUCCCUUCUCAUAUUUUCUCAAAUACACAACAGAAUCUUCUACAAAAUUGCUUGCAAAAAAAAGUAACGUCUGAAGAACUAAAUAGUAUAAUUCAGAAUAUAAUGACUUGGGUUGUGGCUACAGUGACCAGUAUAUUAUAUCCAGCCAUCACAAAGUAUGAAGAAAGGUUGCGAAAUAAUGCAUACACAGUGUCUGAUGAGUCUGCCCUCUCUUCAGAUAGUUCAAGUUUCUGUAGCACAUGCAGUGAAGAGUUUACAUAUAGAAGCUAUACAUCUGCAACAACUAAAACAUUUCAGAGAGAACCCUGUGAAUUUGCAGUUGACAGAUCAGUGAGGCGACCAACCUCACCUUUAAAACCACCUUCUGCACAUGUGGGAAGAGCAGUUGGAAAUACAUAUCACAUAAAAGGACAAUCUAUAACAUCUGGACUCAAAAAGAAUAAAACCAGCAUGAUAUAUGCAUACCCUAAGCUAAGAAGUUGUAAAUCUGAUAGUCACCUUUUAGCGUCAUUUGAAACAGGCACAAAAAAAUCUAAGGAUGCUACCACUGAAACAGACAGCUUACAGAGUGUACAAUUUUCUGAUCAAAAAGCAAAAGCCAUGAGUGAAAUAAAGAAUUUAAAGAAUAUUUUUGUUAAUUUUAAAUGUCACUUAAAAGCAAAAACUGAAUUAAUUUUAGAAAGAAUUUUUAAAGAAAUAAUGUCUGACUUAACACAGGCCAUUCCAUCUAUCUCUUCUAUUACUGCUGAAGUGUUUGUUGAUCAAAGCGAGCCUGAUAAAACAGGUUUGCUCUCCAAUGCUGAUAUCUCCUCAGUUGCUUCAGAGAUUGUGGAAAAUAUGCUUGAGAAGCUCCAGUCUGCAGUUGAGAAAAAAUGUUUUGAGAUGUUUUUACAAGAAGAUUUGUCAGUCGACAUAAAACCAAGCUUAACACCCAGUGGAGAAUAUCUCACUCCAUCAAAUGGAAAACCUUUAGAAGCUUCACUACCUUCACUGCGUAUGAAACCCAUGUGUGAUAUUGCAGAGGAUAUGGUGCAUGCCAUUUUACAAAAGUUUAUGACUCUUGCAUCUUGUAAGCAAGAUGAACUUCCUCAUCUCGGAGAGCCAACUAAACUUUCCUAUCAGCAACAUAUGACAAACCAAACAUGUACGUUUCUUAAAAAAGCUGACAAAAAGAAAUGUAGUCUUGAAACUGAUGAAGCCAAUGUAACUCAUAAAGAAGAAAUACAAAACUUAAUAUCAAAUAUUUGUUCACAGUCCUCUCUGGUUGGCUAUAUAGAGGAAGCAGUCAGUGCUAUACUAGGGUACAUACACACUGAACUUAAUAGUGAGAGGCUUAUUGCCUCUGAAGAAACGGUAGUACUCCUUCAGCUACUCAAUGAUAUCUUCACUCAGCUGCACCAGAAGCCAUUACAAGCAGAUGGUAAAAAAUGUAGACGCUCUAGACUGAGUAAUUUUUCUGACCCUGAAGGAAAGUACAGAAUAACUGGCACUAGGUUACCCAGCGGUCCUAGGUCUAGAAAACCAUUUCCACCUGUCAAUGUUCCUGGCAUGGUCCUUUAUUCUGAAGAUGAUAAUGAAGAAAUAGACAAAAUUGUGGAAAAUGUGCUUGAUUCAUCUUUUAAAGAAGAAAAAGCAAAAUCACAAAAACAGAAUCCUGAGGAUUGGUUUACAAAAGGAAAGACUUGUUUUGAAUACAAAAGAAAUAGCAGAUCACCCACAAAGCCUGCCUCUCCAAGAAGCAAAGUUGCGUUUUAUGAUGGGGGAUUAAACACUGAGUUACCAUGUUUUAAUAAUCAAGACAUUUUAAAGGAAAAGCCGUGUCUGAAAGAAGAUGUCAUGAUUUUCAGCCAAGAUCAAAAGCAUAAAAUGCAAAAGGCUUCACAAAACAUAGUUAAAAGUAUUUUAACAGAAAUGUUCAAGGGCAUAUCUUCCAUUCCUCCAGGUCACUUAGGCAGUAAAACUGGGAAAGAAGCUUCAGGUCUUGUUUCAGAAAAACCUCAAGGACUGUCACAUCAAGAAUGGAUGGAACAGAUGUUCUCUGCGUCAGAAAUUCAUACAGUGGCCCAAGAAAUAACAGAUGCUGUGCUAAAUAUACUCCUUAAGGCAUCCAGCUGCAUGCCCAGUAUCACCAAAAGCCCCAGUUCUUCAUCAGUUCAUCAAACUUCUCUAGAUACUUCUGAUAUACCCCACAUGGCCAAGGAAGCACCAAAUAAAAAGUCAUUAAAAAUAUGGUUUGACAGUGAAAAGAAAAUGAAAUAUUUAUCUUCACUUGACUUACCUCCUACAAAACCAUCCCUGUUAAAAUCUGAAGAAAGUGAACUUAAACCUAUAGAUGAUCUUACUGAUAAGAUCAUUAACACAGUUUUUAAAAGGCUGAAGUUACUCAUUUAUCCAAAAUUGCAAAUAGGCUCCAAAUCUCCACUUGCAGAGCAAUCUUCCCUACAAUCUCAGCUUAGUACAUACACAACUAAAGUGGUAAACAUUGUUUUGCAUGCUAUCCAGGAUGAAUUGGAACUUGAUAAGAAAAACCACACCAAAUCCCCCGAAGGAUUCUUUGCUGACACCGAUAAAUUAGAAUCUCUUGUCUCAAGUCUUGAUGAUGAUAUUAUGACAUCUCCAUUAUUAACUUGCAUUUGUGAAAUACUAUCAAGUGGACAUCCAGAUCAAAGCAGUAUUUCACUCCCUUCAGAUAAGUCAAGGCCUUCAGCUUCAUAUGGCUCUGACAAUGGUGGAAAACAAAACACUUUGCCAAAUAGGCAGGACAAAAAAUCUUUUCACCAAUAUUUGGCUACUCCAUGUGCUCUCCAUAGUGUCUGUAACGGAAAAGAUCUCACAGAGAAGAUGAGAUUGCAAAUAGUAGAUAGGAUUGGGGAAACACUAUCUGAAAUGUUACUUAAGCUCCUAGGAGCUCAUCCUGACUGUCAGCGUUCUUGUAGUAAGCUAAACAGAAAGACGAAGAACGAGAAUCAGCAAAGGGCUACUGAAUUGCAGUCUAAUAUUCAGCUCGUUUCCAAAACAAUUUUGGAAUAUAUCCUUACAAAAUUAUGUAAUAUUGACAUGGAUACCAGUUUCACAAGUUCUGGAAUUAAAGCUGUCUCAGAAGCUCCUGAUAUUGACAGCCUAUCAUUUGCUUCGAUUAUUGAGGAAAUUGCCAAAUGCACGGACAUAAUCUCCAGCAUAGUUUCCAGGAUGAUGGGUCAGAAGAGUAAUGAAGAAGGGAGUAAAACUAAGGUAAAAACUACUGCUCCUGUGUCUUCCAAAACAGGGAGGACAAAAGAAAUACAGUCAAAUAAACUGAAAUCUGUGGCUUCAGAUAUUCUUAAUAUGGUUUUUGCCAAACUGGAAGGAUUUGCCAAUGGAAAUUUAGAAACUCUGGAUUCUAUUAGUGAUGGAAAUAAAAAUAGCAGUAAGAUGGACUUAAAAUGUGAAAGUGCCAAUGUUUUCACAGACACACAUGAAGAACUACUGCAGUCUACUUUAUACAAGCAUGCAAAGAAGGUAUCAAGUAGUAUUUUAAAAGCUAUUCAAACUGAAUUAAAUAUGAACUCAGAUAUGAAGACAAGUAUAAAAACUCCACCACGUGAGAAUCAAAUGCUUACGAAUAUAGUCAAUUUAAUUUUAGAAGCAAUAUCCCAAGGUAUGUUUAAUGAAACUGAAUGUGAAGAGAGAGGCAUUGAAAAUUAUCGAUACAGGCCAACCUAUGGAAAUUUCCUUCCUGGAGGAGCUGAAUCAGAUUCAUUUCUAGAAGAUGCUGAACAUACAGAGAAAGAAUUCACCAGAGAGAGAACAUCACUAAGAGAAGAAACUAAAUCAGAUUCGCUUAAACAAUGGGUUCUAGAAAGAACCUUAAACAAAAUUGAAGUGAAACUCAAAGAACCACAGAAGUCUCCGAUUGUUCCCAUCAUAAGAAAUAUUUUGAACGAAAUUUUUCAAGGUGCUUUGGUCAGUCAAUUAAAUGUGCUUUCUCUCUCCCACUCUCCUUUAAAUAACAUUCUUCACAAUGUUGAUGAGCCAAUCGCUCAAACAUCUCAAUUUUUAGAUAAAACGACGGGCCCUUUAGUGUCUGAAGCAGAUGUAACCAUAGUGUCAGAUGAUGUUGUUAGAAUUGUAUUUCAUAAACUUUAUUCAGCUGCCAUGACAGAGAGAAAUGCAAGUAAAAACAAGUAUAAAACCAUCACCUUUUUAACCAAUGUUUCUUUUCAUGAACACACCUAUGGAGAAAAGUCCUCUGUUACUAUGCUGGACAAGAAUCCAUGUACUGUUCAGUCCAGAUUCAAUGCUGACAAACAGGCCAACGUAAAUGUAGUUGAAGAUAUUGUACAGUCAAUAUUAACAAAUCUAGAAACUUUUACUGCUCACAAAGUAAAAUCCCUUUUUUGUCCCCAAAUCAACUUCACAGUUCCAAUGGCUUUACCUGUUCAGCAGGAUAAAAAUACAUUAAGCAAAACAUUACCAGCUGAAGAUUCAUGUUCUGAUGAUCGAUUUUCUUGCUACUCAGUGGAUCAUAUUACAUCAGAAAAGACCAACUCAUGUCAACUCUCUUUAAAUAAAUUAAAUACAUAUGCAACAGAAGUGGCCAGCAAAAUUCUACAAGCAAUCAAACAUGAGUUAGAUAAAGAAAGGGAAAGUCCUUUUGUAACUCAUAACAUUGUGGUUUCUGAAGGUAUUGCAAGUCAAAUUGUUACCACAGUAUUAGAUAUUGUAUCGUCUAAAGGCAAAUGUGACAGAAACAAUUGUGACAAAGAGACAAAUUCAGAUCAGCAAGAAGGUAUUAUUGAAAAGAUGUUUAGUAAGACUGAAUAUCGAAAAGUACUUCAGUUUCAAAUACAAGAUACCAUUGAAGGUAUCUUAUGUGAUAUUUAUGAAAAAACAUUGUAUCAAAAUAAUCUCUCAUUUGCCACACCCACUCUGAAAUGCAGCAUAACUGAUAAACAGUCUGGAGCAAAUUCUGAAAUGUACAUUGAAGGUGCAAAUAAGAUUAUUCCAAAAUUUUCAGUUCCUAAAUCAGAUGCCAUUUUGAUAUCCAAUGAUAUAGUGGAUAUCGUUCUUCAUAAUCUCAGAUCUGCUGUCAUGCUUGGCAUAAAUACAGAGGACCCUACUUCUGCAAGAUUGCCCCUUACCUUUUGUGAUAUGUUUUCACAAGCAGUGUGUCAACGGCCUCCUCUCAUGGAGUCGAAAAGUGAAAGAAAAACAGAGUGUUUUCCAUCUUCAAAAAAUCUGAAAUCAGCUUAUGCUGAUGAUAGUCAGAUAACUGUAGUGGAGAAAGAGUACACCAAGAAAUCUGCUCCUGACCCAUUUGAGGAAAAUGCUAACUUCAUUACUAAAACUAUUUUUAAUCGGUUAGAAUCUUUUGCCACAGAAAGAAUAGAUUCGUUAAUUACGUUAGCUUUCCAGCCUAAAGAAAAGUUGUUUGUUUGCCCGGAACUGGAAAAUCAUCAACAAGAUGACAGCAUCUUUCAUGAAUCAAGUCAAAUGCAAUCAAAUGUGAGGGUUCUGAAAAUACCAACUGAAAAUAUUCUCAGCCAAGAGCCUACAGGUUACACUUUUGCCAGUUACAGAGGAAAACUUGGAUCCACAAUUCAUCUAUCACAAACUAGUCUCAAGGAAUAUGCUGACAUCAUUGCCAGUGUCGUUUUGAAGCUUAUUAAAAAUGACAUAGACCUAGAAAUCCAAAAGGUGUAUCCGUAUCAAAACAAUAUUUUAUUCCAAGAAAACAUCAUUGUGAGUGAAACUGUCAAUAGUAUUUUAAAGAUUUUGUGUGAUAAAAAAUCUGUAAAAGAAAUUAGUUUUUACUCAGAAGAUAUUCCUAACUCAUUUUCACAAUUAACUGUAUCAAAUGAAAUACUGCCGGGGCAAAUAGAGCAGGAGGAAAACACCAAAGUCUCUCUGUUUUCCAAGAAUCCGUUAGAACAAAACCAAACAACACCGGAAAAGGAAAGCCAGAGAAUUGUUUUGGAAGACAUAUUUAUGAGAAAUGGAGAAUCAAAACAAAAAAGAAAAACUGCACUACUCAGUGCAGUGGAAGAAGUUUUAAAUAAAGUAUAUCAAAGAAUAAUGGAGAUCAUAGGCCAUUUGCCUCCAUUUAAUGAAAUCCCCUACUUUGUAUAUAAUUCUAAAAUUAAAACACCAGACAUAACACAAAAAAACUUUCUUCAAUCACAUAUUAACAACGUAGCAAAUGACAUAGUUGAAAGUGUUUUGGAAAAAAUGUACUCUGUAGUUGUGACAUGCUUAUGUGAAAGUAAUAAUAAAGAUGAAGCCUCUGACAACAAUGAUACCUUACCCAAGAAACCAUCAUUUCUUUCAGCCAGGGAAACUAAACAAGCAGGAAAACGAAGUACGUCCUCUAGAUAUGUGAUACCACAGGUGUAUCCUUAUGCAGACAAAAAAAAUGUCUCUCUAUUAGAAAACAAUGUUCUGCAAUAUUCAUCACUGCAAGUAGCAAAGGAUUUAGUCGAACUGGUUCUCAGUAAGAUCACAAAUUUUGCUUCAUUUCAUCUAGAAGAGACCUCUUCCGCUGAAGGUUGUUCUGAUGAGUUGCAAUCUCUAAGGCUACACAGGUUUAAAGAUAGCCCUAAGGGCAGCCCUCAGCCAGGUUUUAAAACAAGUUUAAAAGCAAGAUCAAAAGUUACUCCUUUGCCUAAAUUUAGAACAAAAUCAUAUCUAGGACCUAGUGGUGCUAAGGCCAAAAGCAAGACCAAGUUAAAUCCUGUAGAGAAGACUCCAAAAGACAGCCAGUCCAAGACGGCCAGUGAGCUGCCACAUAUCCUGUCAACAGGAGAUGCACAAGUCUUACUGGAAACAAAAUUGCCCCCUUCAGAAUUAAAAAUAUAUGCUAAGGAUGUAGUAAGUAAUAUCCUGGAAACAAUUGUGAAAGAAUUUGAAAAGGUGAAGCAAACUAGAGCAAUGGUAAAGGUGAAAGCUUUACCAUCCGAUCAAAUCAUGGCAGCAAAUGAAAUAGUCACUACAGUUUUGCAAGGAUUAUAUGCUAUAAGUAAUCACAAUUUGGCUUAUGGGAUCAAAUUCUCACAUCUGGAUGGUCACAAACUGUCACAGGGGAAUACAGGUACAGGUUCUCUUGCCAAAACACAAGGAUGCUUUUACUUGGAAAAUGUUUCUUCACAGCUAGAACAGAUUUUUCCGAAAGACGGUAUAUUUAAAAAAAUAUUUGACAAAUGGCAAGCAGAAACAAAUGACAUGGAAAGUGAAAAAUGUGAGCUACGGAUGAUAGCUGAAAAUGUUUUGACCAAAAUUUCAAUGAAAGCAAAAGAAUUAGGAUAUUCUCUUUCAUUUUUAAAUUCGCCACAUCUUGAGGGCUGUGAAAACAGGUUCCAUAAUAGUUUUAAAGAAAUCUCUACUAGAAGUGAAGAUACCAAAGCACAAAUUAAUAUGUUUGGAAAGGAAAUUAUUGAAAUGCUAUUUGAAAAAUUACAGCUGUGCUUUUUGUCCCAGAUGCCUACCCCAGAUAGUAAAGAAACUCUAGCAAGGAGGAAACAACACGUUGCUACUAAAAGUAAAUACAGUUUUCCAACCAAGGAUAUCCUCAGCAGUGUGCCAAUCUAUAACAUGAAGACAAAAGACCAUAUGUCUUUGGGCUCUAGCAAGCAAAUUGUUCGAGAAAUUGUAGAAAGAAUUUUUAAAAUGUUCGAGUCAUUUGUAGACGUGCAGUUUAAACAUAUCUCUAAAUACGAGUUUUCUGAAAUCGUGAAAAUGCCUAUAGAAAAUGUUUUUUCUGUCCAGCAGAGACUAUUAAGCAAAACAAUGUUGCCAAAAUUACAACCACUGAAAAUGUUUUCUGAUGAAUCCAAGUCAAGUACUAUUUUUUCCAAGGAAAAUACACAGAAUGCUAUUCUACGGAUUCAUUCAUUCCAUUCAGAUUUACAUACAUAUGCUGUUAAUAUCGUCAGUGACAUGCUUGGUAUAAUUAAGAGCAAGAUAGACAAAGAAAUAAGCCAAGUAGAGCCAUCUUCAAUUAGCAUAUUGAACGAGAACAUUGUAGCCAGUGAGAUCAUUGGCACACUAAUAGACCAGUGUACUUAUUUCAAUGAGUCUCUGAUCAAAAACCUUCCAAUGGACAGUUCAUUCCAAGGAGUGGAAAAUAUCUACAUUGUUAAUCAGGUUGAAUUAGCAACGGAUAUGAAAAUGCCAAUGUCAAAGGAAGUUAGUUUGGGAAAUAAUCCUCCACAAAUCAGUGUACCUGGUUUGGUGUUUUAUUCCAUAGAAGAUGUGAAAAAAAGAUACAGGGCUUCAUCAAAUGUAUCCUCAUAUGCCAGAGACACAAUUAAAAGCACAGAGUCAAUGGAAAGACCUGAUUCAGAAAAUACACCGCUAUGUCCUAGAAACAAAGUGAAAGACUACAGCCCAACGGAAUCUAACUUCAGCCAUUUUGAUCAAGCCAUGGAAGGACAUAGCUCCCAUCCUGCAGGCAGUGUCUUACAAAAACUGAUUAAGAAAGCAAAUGAAUCCACACAAGAAGAAUUAAAGCAAGUUUUGUCAUUCAUAGAAAUGGGAAAAGGUGAAAAUCCAAGUGUGUUUCAUUAUGAGACCCUAAAACCAGUUGUUGAGCCAGACCUAACUCAGACAACUGUUUCUCCACUCAAAAUAUGUUUAGCUGCAGAAAAUAUUGUCAAUACUGUGUUGUCAAGCUAUGGUUUCCCAAGUCAACCACACAUAAAUGAAAGCGUUGAAACAAUGAAACCAUUUUUCAUAUCAAGGCAAAACCCUACAGGACAAGAGAAGGAAGAGAAACGUUUGCUGGGAAUGUGUGAUAAAAGAAUCAGCUGUAUACCUGAAGAGGAAGAAAAACCUGAAGUCAGCAGGGGAGAUUGUUUUCUAUUGCAAAAAUGGGAAAAUAAGAGGUACCCAAAGAUAAAGGCUCUGAAGGAACUUGAAGUCAUUGCUUUUGCUGAUUAUGAACUGGGUCCAAAUGAAAUUAAUUUGGUAGCAAGACAUGUAACUACAUGUGUGAUCAUACAUUUCAAGAAUUUCAAAACUAGAGUUCCCAAUGAGGAGAAGGCAUCUAUUGUUUCUACAGUGUCAAAGAAAAAAUACAAAUCAAAACAGCCUCUAAGAAGCAUAUACAAUGAUUCCUCGCUUUAUCAAUUUUGUGACCAUCUCACUGAGUCGGUCAUUUGCCAUUUAAUUUCAAGCAUUUCUGAUAGCACCAACGAUGGCAGAGGAAAGGAUAAAGCAAGGGAAAACCAAAAUGCAGCAUUUAACAAGAUAAUUUCAAUUGAUUCUCAAGUGUUUGAGAACAGGUCAAUUGCUAUUGGAGAACUUGCUUUAAGAAUUUCUGAGACCAUUACUGAGAUCCUUUUCAAUGGUAACAUUAUAGAACCUGAUAUUACACAGCAAAUGUUGUCUUUAAAAACACAGUACAUUUACUGCCCAGGAGUAGCUGCUGCUGAUUUUGAUAAUCUCUUUCAGGAUCUCUUAAUAGGAGUGAUUCAUGUACUGUCACAAGAAAUAGGAAUAGCUCAUCACCUUGAAAGCAAUAGAAAAAAUACAUCAUUUCCCAUGCUUAGAAGCAAUAGUGUGCCCAUUUGCAACAAAACAAACACCAUGGAAAGACAGAUAGGUUGCCGAGAUUUGGAAUCAUCUACUCACCAAAUUGAUCAUCUGAUUCAAAAAAAUAAAUUACAUUAUCUGGCAUAUAAAUUAGACAAUCUGGUUGGUAGCCUACAAACUUGUGAAUCCAAAGAAGUAGUCAAUAAAGUUUUUAAUAUUGUUUUAGAUUUAUUUUUACCAGAUGAACACCCACGUGAGGCUAUGGAUUCUGAUCAAAAAGCAAGAACAUUCUUCUCAUUCUCAAAUGAUCAGCGAAGUAAUAGCGUACUUGGAAAGAACUUAGGGCUCACCCCAAAAUCAGUUUUUCUUCUCAAUAUUGUGUGUGAGAAACUUAUUACAACACUUUUGGAAAAAUUCACAAACACUCUCUUUCUUGAUAACGGCCCUCUUUCUGAUGAAAUAUCAGCAGAAGAACAUCAUCUUUUAAAAAUGUUUCAAAGUGUGAAAGAUAAAGAAUUUAAUUAUUGUAAGGGAGAGAUGGACUGUGAACAAUUGCAAGGAGAUUGUAUGUCAGACCUUGUGGAAAAUCUGGCAGAAAUGGAUCAAGAUUUACUGUCAUCAGACUCUCUGCUUACUAUUAUUUCCCACAGCCUAGUUAAAUCAUUGAUGGACAAACUAUGUCACAGCAUGCAGCUCUCCCAGAGUCCACCUUUUGCAAACAAUCAGUUAAAAUAUAGGACAAGAGAAAUGCAGUCUAGUUUCUUAAAAUCAAAAAGGCCAGAAUUAGCAGAAUUAAGACAAGGUUUUUCAGGAUACAUGAGUUAUGACAGCAACAACUUGACAGGAUCCCUGAAAAAUCCCAGUGUGAUCAGCUCCAAAAUACAAGCACCAUUUGGCAAGAAGUGUUCAGUAAAUUGCUCUUCUGUGUCAACUCUUGAAAGACAGAGAACAAAGGAUAUGGAUACAAUAGCCAUCCAUAAUAAGCUAUAUAUGGGAGCUAUUGAUACAGGUGUUUAUUCAGCUACAUUUUUGGAGGAAAUCAUUUCAGAACUGUUUUUUAAUCUCUCUACUUCACUGUGGGGCAAAAAUGAAAACGUUAUUGAGGCCCAACUUAAUGAGAUGAAUACAUUAUUUGUCAACAAUGUAGUGAAUGAGUUUAAUAACGCACAAGUCACUGUUCUACGGAAUGCUGAAGAAAGGCUGUGUUUUCCACCAGUCCAUAAAGAAACUGUUAGUAGGAUUGUUGACUCCAUUUAUUAUGAUGUUUUUCAGAACUAUAAAUUAAAAGUGUUCUGUGGUGGUAAUCUGGCACUUGACACUACCUCAAUAACACAACAAAUAACUAAUGGCAUAUUGUUAGAGAUUUUAGACUACCAACUCCCACCUUGCUUCAGGGCAAAGCUCACACCUAAUUCAUACUAUCCUCUCGAAGCUGAAAUUAUAUUGCGGAAACUUCAAAAUAAGCUGAGAGAAUUUACUUCCAAACCCAAGUCUCCAACAGGCUAUAGCACCAUGUUAUCACACUCAUUUUUAGAAGACAUCAUCAGAAGACUUUUAUCUCAACUCAUUUCUCCACCCAAUAAGGCUUGUUCUUUGGGAAAAAAAUAUUUUAUGAGUUCAGAUUUUAAUGAAAUGUCUACCUGUAUAGUAAAUAAGGUUAUAUCCGCCAUUUCAAAACAUAAAAUUUGUUUCACUAUAUAUGAUAAUCAGCAUCUACAUACAGAAAAAAACCUCCAGAAGAUGGUAGAUUCUGUGUAUGGUAAUAUUAUGCAAACUUCUGAAUCUCCUGUUUCAAUACAGAAAAGUAUAGUCAGCCGAAAACCAAUUAUGAUUGACCGAAUAGCCAGUUUUAUUAUCCAGGAGAUUAUUGAAAAUCACCUUCAACCAUUUUUGUGUGAAGAAGGUUUGCCUCACCCCAAUACUCCAUUGGAUGCAAUGUCGAACAUGGUUCACCAGGUUCCCAGUGAAGUCACAGAGGCACACAGACACCACACAGCAUUACCCUUAGGUAUUUACCGUGAUACAUAUGUAAGGGAAAUUGUUGCCAGACUUUUAUCAAAGAUUUUCAGUUCAAAGCACAACACUGAAAUUGAGCUGGAAAACAUGACACAAAAAAUAGUAAACUCAAUAAAUAACUACUUUGACAAAGCUAAAAUUCACAUUCUAUGUGAUGACAAAGAGCAAUCUUACUCUUCUGUUGAUACAGACAUUAUGGACGAACUCAUCACCUCAGUUUGCAGAAAUGUUUUAAAACAGCAUGGGCUGGACCCUGAGUUUGAUAAAGAGUCUGAAGACAGUGAUAUUUUUGUAGAAAAAAUUACCAAUUUAAUUGUAGCUGCUAUUUCAGAUUACCUUCUACAUCCACUGUUUUCUGGAGAUGGGACAUCUUCUUAUUCUAUUUCCACAGCUGAGAAUAUUGUUCAGGAUGUUAUUAGUAACAUCAGUAAAUCUACCAAGCCAAGUCAGAGUUUGUCUCCUUAUAAAACCUUGCUGCCAUACACAUUUUUAGAAGACAUGAUCAGAGUAUUAUUAUCUAGAAUCUUUUCUUCUGCAUCUAACUUUGUUCCAGACAGAGAAACUCUAAAAGACAGAUCAAGAGUGAAUUUCAAUGAAAUUGCUUCAGAUAUAAUCACUGAUAUUAGGAUGAAAAUUUGUCAACAUAAAAUUCGAUUUUCAAAAGAUGAAGAAGAAACCAAGUUUGUUUAUUCAGAGGAUGAUGUUCAACAUCUCGUUGACUCAGUAUUCAAAAAUAUUUUACAAAACUCUGAGUCUCAAGAAUCAGUUGAGCAAAAUAUCACAAGCAGUAAUGAUGUUCUUAUUGAGAGAUUUGCAGGUUUUAUCAUUAAACAUAUCUGUCAACAACAUCUUCAGCCAUUUGUGGAUGGAAAGUCAUUGCCUUCUUCAUACACAUCUCUUGACAAUGAGAGAAGGCAGUGGUUUUAUGCCAGUGUUUAUUCUUCAACUCUUUUGGAAGAUGUGGUCUCUGGGGUAUUAAGUAAAGUAUUCCACAGGGUGUUAGGCAUUGUACAAACAAAAUCAGUAAGAGAUUCAGAAGAUGAACUGUUCGAUAAAGCUGAAAAUCUCAUACAUUUGAUAGCAGAGGAAUUCUCAAAAGCCCAAGUUACGAUUUUAGAGAAUGCCGAGGAACAAUUGUGUUUGCCUCCAGUGGAGAGAGAUGUAGUGAAAAACAUUAUUGACAUGGUGUACAGCAAAUUUUUGCAAGAAUAUGAAAUGGAAAUUAUGCCCAAUAAUGAUUUUCUAAAUGAUUUAAAGACACUGGCUGCACGGAUAACUAAAAUCAUCUUGGCUGAAACUUUUGAUUUCCAAAUUCAUCCAAAUCUUAUAGGAAAGCUUCCUUUUAAGUCACACUCCAAACUAAAUACUAAUGUUUUAACAAAGAGAGUUCAAUGUGCCAUUACUAAAUCAAGAUCCCAAAGACAGGUGUCAACAAUGUAUACUACUAAGUUAUCACAUACUCAUAUAGAAAAAAUCAUCACUCAGCUUAUAUCUCAGAUGAACCCACUGGCCUCCAGUGCAGAAUGCCCAGAUACUUCUCAAUCAGACUUAAGCAACACAGUCAUAACACUGAUAAAUGAAAUCAUGUCAAUAAUUUCAAAACACGCAAUAUGUAUUAUGAAACAUGGCAAUGAAAAACAAAGUAUGAUUUCAGAAAAAGAUAUGCAGUCUAUGGUUGAUUCCAUUUACGCUGAUCUUUCAUAUUCAAAUCUAUACCAGUCUCUUACAAAAGAUAAAAAAGGUAUAAGUAACAUACCUGUUUCAAAAAUAGCAAGUUUUAUAAUAAAAGAAAUAUUUAACCAUCAUCUUCAGUCCUUUUUAUCUGGAGAUAAAACUUCCCUUUCAGCUGUAGUUGAUCAAAAUUAUAAACAGAAGGCAAAAGAUCCUAAACAAAGAGAGUUGUCUUUCAUUGUAAACUCGGCUGUCUUUUUGGAGGAAGUAAUUUCUGAGCUUUUAUGUAAACUCCUUUAUGCAUUCUCACAUAAUGUCUUAGCUGCUGAAAAUCCAGAUACAGUAAAAGCCAAAAUUACUGGCAUUGUUACAGCAUUAGUAAAAUCAAUUGUUCUGGAGUUCACCACAUCAGAGAUUUUAGUUGCAGAUUACAUUGAUGAUGAUGUGUGUUUUACAGAAGGGUAUAAAGAAAUGGUUCAAAAAAUGGUCAACCUAAUUUAUGAAAAAAUAUUAGAUGAAUAUGAAUCUCUGAUUCAAGUAUAUAGGGCUAUACAAAGUGACACUGUUUGUUUUGGAAGGAAAAUAUAUCAUUUGCUAUUAGAAGAAAUAUAUGAUUACCAGGUGCAAUCGUUAGUUUCAGGAGAAUUAGUGUUUUCUUCCUAUUCGUACCCUCAAGCUGAUAAAAUCAUCAGAAAUGUGCUCAAUGUCAUCAUGAAAGAUAGUCACACCUUGCCAUCAUGUAUUACUGUGCUGCCUCAUUCUCUUUUAGAAGAUAUCAUUAACAAGCUUCUAGUGCAUAUCUUCCCUUCAGCUGACACUGAAAGUGAACUUAAAGAGGAAGAGGCUUUACCAGAUUAUGAGUUUAUGAAUACAGUUUCAAAACUGACUGAUGAAAUUAUCAAAGAAAUUUCUGAACAUGAAAUCCGCCUUGCCACAGCAGAGGAGAAUGCAGAAAGUAUGCAAUUAGAAAUGAUUGAGAAAUUGGUUGACUCUAUAUGUAAUAAUAUUUUUAAAAAAUCUGAAUUUCAAGCUGACAUGCAAAAAGAUGCAGGCAAAAUAGGAGGCUCAUUCCUUAGUAAAAUAGCUGGUUUCAUUAUGAAGGAAAUCAUGGAUCAUCAUCUGCAGCCAUUUUUACAUGGUGAAGAAUCAUCUUCCAAGGAUUAUGACCAUGUCUCUAUACUUACUAAACCUGAUAAAGAAAAGACACAGACUUCUCUAUAUUCAGCUAGAUUUUUGGAAGAUGUAAUUGUUGACCUCGUUCACAAAUUUUAUUCUCUUCCAAGUAUUACUGAAGAUUCUAAGAAAAAAAUGCCAGGGACAGAUGUUGUGGACUUGGCUAUAAAAUUUGCAAACUCUCUGAUAAGAGAAUUUAGGAAAAAUGAAAUUAGAGUUUUACCAAAUGCUGAAGGAAUGUGUUCUUUUCCAGCAGUUGGUAAAGAGUCAGUUGAUAAGAUAUCCAAUUUUGUGUACGAUCAGUUUAUAGCAAAGUACAAAUCUAAUGAAAUGCAGACGGAUGAUAAAAGUAACAUUGUAAUAGAAAUGAUUGCUGCUUUAGCCCAGAAGGCAAUCUCUGCUUUCAAGAUUCAACCACUUUUUUCAGGAGACUGGUCUUCCACUUUCUUUUCAUUUCUAAAUCCAGAUAACAUCACCCAAAGGAUUCAACACCUACCACAGAAAACCUCUACAGAGAUAAACAGAUGCUUAAAAGGAAACCAAGUUACUUUACCAGAACAAUCAUAUAAACACACUUCUCUAACCCUUGACUGGAAAAACUUGUUGGGCACUUUGGAAAUAGAUAGAGGUAAAAUGAACAGAAAGAAAAGUUUCCAAACUGAGACAUCAAUUAAAAAGGGCAAAGUCCAAGAUCCAGAAGUUACUUCUAUAACUGGAAUUAUGAAAUACAACACAGUUAACCUGUUAUCAGGGUCAGCUGCAGGUGUGGCAAAUAAAAAGAAAGAGAAUGAAAAUAAAAUGGGAAAUACAAUUCAAAUCAAUAAUGAGAAUGUAUCAAAAGUUACUUCUCCAACUACUAGUGUGAAAAGUAAAGAUACUCAGAAGCCAGAUUUGAGGGUAACACUUAAAAAUAAUGAAAUUGAGAAGAAAAGCAAAUUAGCUUCAAAAGAAGAAGAGAGGCAAGGUAAUGAGAUACACACACAAAUUCCAGUAGCUACUGAUGAUGCAGAAGAUGAAGAAGAAACACCUGGACCAGACUUUGAAAUAAACAAUGAGAAGAAGAUUGACAAAACAAGAGAAAAUUCAUUUGAAAAAGAAGACAAUUCCAUUCAAUUAUCUUCUUUGACAUCUAAAGUGAGAAAUACAGGGACCACAACAGAUAAAACUGAGAAAAGAGUAACCCGAAAGCCAAACAUUGAGGAGACAAAAGAACCUCCACCUCUAGUAGAUAUAAAUGAACAAUACCCAGAUUAUGAAAAUGUUCAAAACAUCACUGAAAAUAUUUAUGACAAUAUCUUAGGUUAUUCUCAAGAAUCAUCAAUUUAUUCAAAUCUCCAAAGUCCCUCAAGUGAUACGGCAUUUAAUGUAAUUCAAGAGGUUGGUAAGGAUUUUGCAAAGUCUGUUACAACAAAGUAUCCGUCCCUCUCAAUUAACAAAAAUCUCCCUGCCAAAGAGAAGAAAGAAGAAAAAGAGACAGAAAAAGAAAGAGAGAGAGAGAGAGAGAAUAAAAGAGAGAAACAGAGAGAAAGAGAGGAAAAACAAGAGACAGAGAAAGUGAAAGUUAAGGGGAUUAAAAAUGAACCUAGUAAACUGGACCAUCCUCAGUACCCACCAAAAAGUAAACCUGGAAUUUUUCCUGCUAAAUUUUUAGAAGAUGUUAUCACUGAAAUGGUUAACAAAUUAAUCUUUUCUACCUCACCAGAAACACAAACAUAUGAUAGAUACCAAAAUGUAAGUGAUGACGAAAAUCAAGCUGAACUCUAUGACACAGCUAUGAAACUUACUGAUUCACUGUUAAAGGAGUUUUCAAAGGCUCAAAUUAAGGUAUUUAGGCCAGAUAAGGAAAAUCAGUUUUUUCCACCUGUAGAUAAAGACUCAUCAAUUCCUAACGUACCUCCCAGGCAUAAAGAAUCAACUACAGAUGAAGCAUCACCUAGCAUUAAGAAAAUAACUGUGGAUAAAAUGUCACAUAUGCAUAAAGUGACUAAAAAAUCCUCUCUAAAUAAGAUACCUUUCUUAGAUAAAAUACCAGCAAUCAAUAAAACAUUGGUUAACAAAGUUGUUCACUCCUCUCUAUGCAAUAUUUUGAAGGAAUAUAGAUCUCAAGACUCCAUUUGUAAGAACAUCAAGAGUAAUGGGGAAAAUUUAGCAAGAAGACUAACUAGUGCAGUGAUAAAUGAAAUUUUUCAACAUCGGCUUAAUUUGCUAUUUUCUGAUGAGGUUCCAGCUUCAGCAUGUUUGCCUCUGGAAUCUAAGAAUGUUGUUAUAAAGGUCCAAAAGGUGGCUCAAACAGCCAGCAAAGGAUGUCAAACAUCAUCACCAUAUACUAUUAUGCUGCCUCAUGAGUUUUUAGAGAAUGUGAUUUCUGCUCUUUUAUCCAAAAUUUUCUCAACAGUAUCCAAAAACAAAGCAGAAACAGCUGAAAGUAAGUGGCUCACAGAGCUGGAUUUCCUUCAAAUGAAGUUAUUAAGUACAGUCACAACAGAGAUCUCCAAAGAUAAAGAUUUGAUUAUUCAGUAUGUGGAAUCCUUACAUCCCAAUGAUGAUGAAAUUAGUCAAUUAGUGGCUCAUUCUAUUUACAAUAAUCUUUUUUCACAGUUUGGAACACAGGAGGUUAUACAAAAUUGUGUAGCCAGCGGAUGUGUAAUCGUUUCAAAAACCAUUGUGGACUUAGUUCUCCGAGAGGUGGCUGGCAAUCAGUUACAGAACUAUUUUUCUGGAGAGCUAACUCCACAUCAGUGUGCAGAAGUUGACAGUGUUGUUGAAAAUAUUCUUAGAGAUGUUAUCCAAACUAUCGGUGCUCCCCAGCCUCAACCAUCACAUGCUCAUCUACUGCCUUAUAACAUAAUAGAAGAAACUGCUGUGAAAUUUUUAUCAAAGCUUUUAUCUAUGUUUCCAAAAGUGGAUAAAGAAAGUACCAAUUCUCUAGAAACUGAAAUGCAAAAAAUAACCUCAAAAAUAUUAAAUUCAAUACAAGAAUUUAUCUCCAGAAGUAAAAUUAAACUGAUACCGCCAGCCAAGAAAUUGUCUGCUAUAUCUUUAGCUGAUAAUGAAAGUAUUGAUAAAAUAGUUAAUUCUGUUUACACCAGUGUUUUAAAGCACUCUGGCUCACAUACUUGUAUAUUCAAAGAUUUAAUGGGUAAGAGCAAUGUCCUCUCUGAUAUAAUAGGUUUUUUAAUGGUGAAGGAACUUUCCAAUUCUGAAUUUAAACUUCAAGUAAAUGAAGAAGUGUCAAGUUCAGAAUUAGUUCUGGAAGCUGUCAAAAUUAUGGAAAAAGUGGUCAAAAUUGUUGAUGAAUUUAAGUCCCCGAAAAAGUUUUCAUCCAAAAAACAUUUUAUGUUAGAUGCCAUAAUUUUGGAGGAAGCAUUGGCCUUGUUCUUGGCUAAACUAGUACAGUUGCCAAGUGCCUCAAGCAAAGAUGGAAAAAACUUAUCAAAACCUGAGUUAAAUAAAAUUGCAUCUCAACUGACAAAAUCUGUGACAGCUGAAAUUUCCAAAAGUAAUAUUAGUCUUGUUGCUACUGAUCCUGAAGAACAGCUUUUAAAUCCAGAAAGUAUAGAAAUGAUUUCUCAGGUUAUUGAUUCUGUUUAUAGUAAUGUACUGCAACAAUCGGGAACCCAUGAAGACCUUUAUUAUGAUAUAAAAGGUACAAACAGAGUCUUCCCUAAAAAAGUGGCUAGUUUAAUUGUUAAUGGAGUUUCAAGUUUUCCGUUAGAUGCAGAUGACUCAAAGUAUUCAAAUGUUGAUCUCUUUGGAGAUCUAGACCUUGAUAGAAUUGUUCAAAAGGCACAAGAGCAUGCUGUUCAAAUGAUCCCUGAUGGAGAGAAAGAAGAAUCAGAUCAAGAUUUAGUUGGAGAAAUGCCAAUUAAAAUAGUUCCACAUGUUGGGAAUAAACCAAUCAAAGUAGACCCAGACAUUAUUUCAGAACAUUUAGCAGUGAUUUCUAUAAAAACUCAACCUCUUGAGGAACUUAAGAGGCAGUGUUUAAGAAAAACUGGACACAGUAUCGCAGAAGUAAGAAGAGCGUCAAUAAAAGGGAAAAGUUACUCCUUAUCAUACACAUCUAAUGUAGGAAAGAGAAAAGAAAGACGGACAUCGUUGAAUACGACGGGACGACUGGAUAUAAAACCCUUAGAGGUUGUUUGCAGAAAUUCAUUUCAGAAUGUAAGAAAGCCUGAUAUCAUGAAGGUGGAGCUUUUAAAAGAUGUUCAGAGCAAAAAAGAUCUUGUCAUCCGAUUAGUUGCUCAUGAUAUUGAAGCAGAAUCACGAAAUAACAUAGAUAAGGGACUAAUGUUUGAGGAAGAUGAAGUUGUUCUAGGAGACGUUGUACCAGAAUACUUGACAGAUCAAGUGAAAGCAACCAUAAAGCCAAUAGGAAGCACAGAUGUUUCUCCCAAGCCAACAGCAAGCACAAAGAGUCUGAAAAAGUUUUUGUCACUAAGCAAAUGCUGUCAGACCACAUCCAGUACAAAUAUUGAAAGUAUCGAAGCAACUUCAAAUCGCAUAAAAGAACCUAAGGAGGAAGAAGUUAAAAAAGCUGUUGCUGACCUUGACAUGGCCACCUGUUCAACAAUCACACCAGUAACAGACUCUUCUUGGGAGAAAAAGCUAUCACAUAAGAAAGAAGAACUAAAUGUUAUUACUGAACCAACACAUUACUUCAUACACAGAAUGAUGAGUUCAUCUUCAUACAACCAAGAAGAUCUGACUUCAUCUGCCGGUGAGCCCGAAGGUUGUACCCCAGAUACACAUGCUACAAUAUUAGAAGAAAGUUCUCAGGAACAAAAGCCAGACUAUUCAGACAGUAUUAAGGUUACCAACAUCUUUGAAGGAAACAAGAAUAUUCGUGGUGGUGCAAAUACCUCAAAAGAAGCCAUUUCAGAAACUCCCAUACCCAGUAUUUCCCAAAAAGGAUCUAAAAUGCUGGCAAAGGUAUCUUCAGUUCUAUCAAUGGUAUUUCCUCGAACUAACAGCAAUAUUUCCAAAUCUUCGUCACCACCUCACCAGGAAGAGCACUGA
Rhinolophus ferrumequinum (greater horseshoe bat) is the source of this 20829-nucleotide messenger RNA. RefSeq names its product fibrous sheath interacting protein 2 (gene FSIP2). Bases 1 to 20829 code for a protein of 6942 amino acids. The record is from RefSeq and is a predicted model, not a curated record. The transcript is spliced from 23 exons. NCBI's taxonomy places the organism in Eukaryota, Metazoa, Chordata, Mammalia, Chiroptera, Rhinolophidae.